Molecule: messenger RNA, 3773 nt
Organism: Boeremia exigua
Lineage: Eukaryota; Fungi; Ascomycota; Dothideomycetes; Pleosporales; Didymellaceae
Exons: 2
Coding region: 1-3486 (1161 amino acids)
Biological process (GO): mitochondrial tRNA 3'-end processing
Cellular component (GO): mitochondrion
Molecular function (GO): 3'-tRNA processing endoribonuclease activity
Source: RefSeq, a predicted model, not a curated record
AUGCACGUUGGCCUGCAGAUCAUCGGAGCUCAAAGUGAGUUUUGGGCUGCACUUGCAUUCGGGCGCAUCACGACCGUCACGACCCGUCGCUCCUUCCACUUCUUGCGCACCGCUCCAGCGCUCCACACGUUGCGAACAGCUGCCACGCUGCACUCGGCGCCAUCGCAUAGGCCAAACAUACCUGCACGUGAUUACCGAACCUUCACGUCGACCGCCAGCAGCUCGUCGGUCACUGACCUCCUUGAGUCUCUACAAAAACUUGCUCAGUCCAACGCUGAGGCGCAUACGAGCAGGCAGCCGGACACGUCCUCCCACGUGCGCACGUCUCCGCACCUCAGCAAGCGGACUACCGACUCCUUCACCAGACCGGUACGGACGCGCAGGGAACGGCCUGUGCUCCUCGAUAGCAUCGUCACCGAAUUGGUUGCAGAGACGAGGGCUGUUCCGCACGAGGGCCGCUUGUUCGCCGGCGGCAUGUCCUCGAGCAUUGAGUUCAUCACUACCCCCACAGCCGACACGCCGGGCACGACCAUAAUUCUGCGCACCCAGACUAGCAACCACUAUGUCUUCGGAAGCCAGGCCGAGGGCAUCCAGCGCGCCCUCGUGCAGCAAGGCACGCGACUGCUGAAAGUCAAGGACUUCUUUCUCUCUGGCAGGACUGAGUGGAGCAAUGUGGGUGGCAUGGCCGGCAUGAUGCUGACCAUGACCGAUGCCACCUCGACCUCGUACGCCCAGAACAUGAUCACUUGGGAGAAGUCGAAAGAGCGCGGUCGCGUCUCCGACCCGCCGGUCAAGCCUCAGUUCAACAUCUAUGGCCCACCCAAUCUCAAGCACAUGUUCGGCACUUGUCGUCGCUUCAUCUUCCGCAAAGGUGUGCCGAUCGUUGCCACCGAGUACACAGACAAGAAUCUGGCCAAGGGCAGCGACGGUGCCCCUCUGCCUGUGUUUGAAGACGACUUCCUUCAGGUCUGGGCGCUGCCCGUCACUCCGCUCCGCAAUCAGACAGAUUCCGAACAUGACGCAGAGCUGGAGGCCGAGAUCCAGCGCUGGGAGAAGACCGGUAACACGUUUGAAGACCACCAGGUUGUGGACAACGAAACACGAGAAGAGCGCCAGGCACGCCACGAUCGCAUUCGAAGCGCCACCGUCAAACACAUGUUCGAUUCUAGCUGGAGCUUCGAUACUCUUGUCGAACGCCACAUCUCCGAGGUAGAAAUGCCAACAGGUCUGUUCGUGCGCAAUCCUGAUGGCCACGGCUACAGACCGUAUACCGGGCCCAAGCCGGGUGGUACAGAGCCUCUUCCUGACAUCAUGGUCUGGACCCGUACACCCUGGCCUGGGGCAAAGAUCAUGUCUCUGCCGCCAACGAGACCUGCCCCCGAAUCCAUAUCAUACAUUGUACGCACUUAUCCUGCUCGCGGUUCUUUCGAUGUCAAACGUGCGAAAGAGCUUGGUGUUAAACCAGGGCCAGACUUCGGCAAGCUCAGCAGCGGCCAGUCUGUACAGAACGCAGCCGGUGAAACGGUCACUCCGGAGCAGGUUCUUGGUCCAGAUAGGCCUGGCCAGGGAUUUGCUCUGCUUGACAUCCCAUCCAUUGAAUAUCUCGAGGCUGCUGUUCAGCGUGAUGAAUUCAAGUCGCCCGUUUUGAUGAAGGGCAUUGAGGCCUUCAUCUGGACGCUUGGACCAGGCGUCGCUGGUCAUCCUGUCUUGAACGACUUCAUGGCCAAGUUUGACAACAUCAAGCACAUCAUCUCUUCUGCCGAUGUCACCCCCAACCGCCUAGCCUUCGACUCUGUGGCUGGCCAGACCACAAGACUAGCUCAGGUUGACCCUGUUCGAUAUCAAAUACCUCAAUACGACCUAACAAGUCUCCCGCAGAAGAAACUUGUGGAAUCGGAUCAGAUGCAGCAAACGAUAGACUUGCCCAAGAACGCUAUCUUCGCUGACAGAGGUCUUUCUGCCACGCUCAUGCCAAAGUUCGACCUGAAGCCCGAGACAAGGCAAACUCCCUUUGACUCGGAAGCAGCCAAGAAAGAAACAGCUGCAGAGGUGCUGGAGCUCGCCAGCGCGGCGCAGAAGGCCGUCAAGGACUCACAAGCGAGCUUUGAGUCAUGGCGGGCUCUCCUGUCUCAUCCAGACACCGAGAUCACCACACUCGGCACAGGCUCAGCGCUACCCUCAAAGUACCGCAACGUGUCGGCAACACUUGUUCGUGUUCCAGGAGUAGGUAAUUACCUUUUUGAUGCCGGCGAAAACACUAUGGGCCAGCUGCAGAGAGUGUUCACACCAGAGGAGCUCACUCAGAUCCUAAAGGAGCUGCGCGUGAUCUGGAUCAGUCAUCUUCACGCAGACCAUCACCUAGGUACCGCAUCAGUGAUCAAAGCCUGGUACCGCAUCAGGCAUAACAGCGUACCCAAUUCCUCGCUUCCCAACGCUACAACAGCUGCCAGCGAUGUCGACAACUUUGGCCUUUCUAUCAUCUCCCACGACGGUAUGCUCCAGUGGUUGAAGGAGUACUCCUCCAUCGAGGAUUUCGGCUACUCUCGCAUUCUCCCCCUGGAGAUCUCCCCCGCAACGCUCGGAACCUGCGGCUCGGACCUUUCUAUAAACGGCAAAUCGACAUCAAGAGACCGUGUUAUCAAGCGGCAAGACUACCAAACACUCUUUGGGCUUGCAGACAUCCAAUCCGUCCGCGUAGCGCAUUGUCACGGAUCCAUGGCCGUCAGCAUGACCUUCCCGCAAUCCUCCCCGGACCGCGACGUUAAACCUCUAAAAGUAUCCUACUCAGGUGACUGCCGUCCUUCGCGGCCGUUCUCGACGAUCGGCAAGGACACAACCGUCCUCAUUCACGAGGCAACCUUCGACGACGAACUCUCAGGCGACGCGCGCGCAAAGAAGCACUCGACGACGUCCGAAGCGCUCGGCGUCGGCGCGCGCAUGGACGCCAAAGCCGUUGUGCUGACGCACUUCAGCCAGCGGUACCAGAAGAUCCCCGUCCUGCAGACCGUCCAGGACGGCGACUCGCCCUCAGCCGAGGACGAUGCCCUCGCAGCGCCCGAGGACGCAGAGCCCGAGACAGACGAGGUAGACCCCACCACCGACUCGACGGCACAGAACAGCGACAUCCGACCCCCGCCCGCAGUCCCGCAGCCGACCCUCGUUCACCAGUCGAGCUCGCUGGCAGAAAACGGGCGCGUGAUCAAAGUCCAGAGCAAGGACAUGAAGGUCGCGAUCGCGUUUGACUACAUGCGCGUCAAGCUGCGCGACAUCAUCGAGCUGGAGAAGUACAACGAGGCGCUCAACGAGCUGCUGGUCAAGGAAGUCGCGGACGAAGAGGGUGAGGCGAAAGGGGACGAGAAGGGAAAAGAGGUCAAUGCGAAUGGCAAGCGGAUGAGCGAGGAUGACGCGGAGGGAAAGGGCAAGGGGAAGAAGCAGAAGAAGAAGUCAAAGGGGACGGAGAAGAACAAGAGUCAAAGGAACAAUUAAGUUCAAGGUUGUGAUGAAAAAGAAGAAGUAGAAGAAGAAGAAGGAAAGGGAUUUCCAUCAACGCGAUUUUCGCGCAGCUUUACCUGCGGGUCACCGAAUUAUGAGAUGUGGUGUAGAGCGUGCAGUGACUGGGUCAUCAAUUGUGACAUGGAUUUGUCCACGACUCACCACGAGACCCGUCAAAGCUACCAACGCGUGAUGCCCAGACUUCAUAGUGACAUUUGAGACUCGUCGCAGCAAAACCGCUGAGCGCGAGAUUCUGGCGUCUGGUGUUCGUGUCGAUAUGC